AUGUACAAAUGGCAUGUUCAUUCGGCCAUUGGUCGUGGGAGACCUGUUGCCAAUGAUAUUUCACGGGUUGCGGACGGGAUUGCUGCGUCUUUGAGACAAUUUUCAAUCUCGUUGUCGAGGAGUGCUGAGGAUGGAAAUGCCAACAAUAGACCCGCACCAUCACGCUCCCAACGGUCAACAGAAGCUUUCAACGAAGCCCGUUCCCUGGCCCCAAAACCAUCCCGCGGCAUCGACGCACGGUCUCUGGCCGCCAAACCACCACAAAGCUUCACCAUCCAUCGUGUAGAUCCUCAUACCUCAUCACCUGGAUACCAGGGCCGGGGUGGCAGUGGUGGUUCUCGUGGGUUUCCUGGGCGCGGAGGACGCGGCGGAGCACUGGGCGGACGCGGUGGGAGAGGAGGGAGAGGACGAGGGCGUGUAUCGAGGGGAAGGGGCAGGGGAGGCGCUGUUAAGAAACCGCGGGAUCGGGCAGGUCAGGAUAUCCUGACCGUGCCAUUGAACGAUGAGGAGAAGGCGUAUCUCUACAACUCCGAGUGUGGAUUCCGUGCUCCCUAUAACCCUACAACGACAUCAGAGUCUCUAGACAGACAAGGAGCUGCUGUUAUUGCGAGUCCAAAGGGUGUCAAUGAGACGUUGAUGUAUAAGAUGCAAGUUGCUACGCGUGUUGGGCCAGCUUUUGAACAUGCUGGGAAGCAUUUGCAUAAUAUGACUGCUGGGAAUGGAGUUGCUAUGUUUGAAAAUCCGGAACAGAAGGCUAUUGCGAAGAAGUGGAAAGGUAGUAAAAGCCAAAUUGGGUCGCUGCCGGAGCAGGAUAAGACCAAGAUCUUGAAUACGUGGGUUGGGGGACAAUAUCAAGCGCCUGUAGCUCAGAAAGCUGGCGUAUUGGGGCAGGUUGAGACAUUUUUGAGGAGGAACGCGACGUAUCUCCCUGAAGAUGCGAGGAAGUUGGAGGCAAAGUUGAGCACACUGCUACCGACAGCUGCGCCAGUACGACCUCAAGCAGGCAAAGCAAAGACAGCUGCGUGA
Lachnellula hyalina is the source of this 1026-nucleotide messenger RNA. RefSeq lists its product as uncharacterized. Lineage: Eukaryota; Fungi; Ascomycota; Leotiomycetes; Helotiales; Lachnaceae. The record is from RefSeq and is a predicted model, not a curated record. Bases 1 to 1026 code for a protein of 341 amino acids. The transcript has 2 exons.